UCUCUCAGUAAAGUAGAGGCUAGAGAGCCAACAACAGCUCUCCUGUGCGUGUGUGUGUGUGUGUUCGCGAUCGUUUAAAACUAUAAACUCUUCGAGAAAAGUAAAUAAUACCGCAAAGAUGGCUGCUUUAGCCAUGGUGCUCGAUAAUAUGCUAGGUUGUGUCAACACGGUGUUCCUAAGUUACUCGGACAUUCCUGAAAAUACGAGGAAACACUACUUCGAGGGGCUGGUUCCACUGCUCAGAUGCCAAGGGUGUUCCGGCAACUUCAGUGAUGAAUGCCAACCAAGAAACCUUUCGUGUGGCCACACACUCUGCACUCCUUGCACAGAGACAUUGCUUGCAGGUGAAAUGCCUUGCCCUGAAUGCUGUCAAAAACAUAGAAAGAACAAGGAUGGCGAACCACCAGUGAACUACCAACUAUUAAGAGUCAGUCGAUCUGUGGGAAUCAAAGAAAUUAACAUUGGUGGUGUAAAUAGUACUAUGUUGUCUGCUGACUUUUCCCAGUGUCACAAGCAAAACGCCGGGCAGUGCGUCGUCCACGACUGCCCCAAAGUGUUGUUCUGCCUCUCUUGUAAUUCGUGGGUUUGUGAAAACUGCUUAGUACUAGACCAUCCAACUCCCCCUAGGGGCACAUGUAGGGUCAUCCAGCUUACAGACGCCAUAAAUAAGAUCAGAACGAAGUACGAAGAGGUUGCCUCCCAGGUCCUGAAGGGGAUCGAGACUAUGAAGGACGACUUCGAACUGGAAUUUGGAAUGCACGACCUCUGUCUCAAACACUGCACUCAGGAGAGAUCUCACCUGCGCUUGCUAGAAGAACUCGACCCUCUGUUGCUGGGCAAAAGGGAGGAAAAUGACGAGGAAGUGAGGAAGGCCAAAGGCCGUUUGAAAGAGUUGGCUGAUUCAUUUCGGGCCACAAAUGCUCCUGAGGAGAUGACGGGGUCUUGCAAAGGGCUUCUCGACUUCCAAGAGGAACUGAAGGCCAUCAUCACCCAGGAAAAAGAAAGGCUGACGUCACCACAUCCAAUAAUGGUGGAGCAUCUCAGAAUGGAUAUCAAAAGGUUAACCGAGGGAAGGGAACCACUUUAUGCAACGUUGCAAGAGAACGGAAGACACAAAUGGGCCAAAGUUGUUCUCAAAGACCAGGCACUUUUAGUCUACGCACUGAAUGAAGGAAAGCCUCCUAGUGAUGGUGUUUCGCUACCUUACAAAUUCGUGGAAGCGUUGCUGGAAAAUCGCAAGAAAACGGUGUUUCUGGAACUGGAGGCUGACGGAGAGCCCUUGCAAGGAAGAGUGUUCAUUCAGUUAAACGAUGAGGGUCCUAUGCAUCAACAAAUGAUCCUGAUGUGCUCUGGGAAGAAGGGCGUCUCCUUCAGGAACACCAGGUUAUUCAAGGACGAAGAGGGAUAUCUGAGCGGGGGCGUUUACCACAAUGCCAAUGGCUCCAAGGGCGGGACCAUAGUUCCAGAUCUCGGAGACUGUUGGGCACCUACUGUGUACAAGGGGAUGAAGACUUCGGGUGCAGUCGUGGGCAGCAAGACCUCCACCAAGUUCCACUUCAUCCUCGGGACGAGUAAAGACCAUAUUUACGAUGUUCUCGGCUUCGUAAGGCAAGGUCUUCACGUCUUAAAAGCUGCUGCUAAGCUGGAGCCAGUUACGAAAUGCUACGUCAAAGACUGUGGAAUCUUUAUUCCAGUUGGGACAGUGACUGAUAGUGACAGUACAGUCACUGACACUGAAAAUUAAUUGAGUGCUUUUAUACCAAAGAAUUCUCUACAUCUAUAUAACAUCUAUCUCUUUAUAUGUACAUAUAAUUUGUACAGUUGUAUUUUUUUUUACAUAACUGACAAUCCACUGGAUCGUCUCAGAUGUGAUAUUAGUCAUUAGAAUCUGUUACACGUCUCUCCAAUGGAGAGGAAUUUUUAAAUACAUUUUCAAUUGUUUUUUUACUGCUCUGUUAUGUUGUUGAUUUUUGUGAAUAAAUGAAUAAAUAAG
Macrobrachium nipponense is the source of this 1993-nucleotide messenger RNA. RefSeq lists its product as uncharacterized. Gene Ontology annotation, cellular component: cytoplasm. Gene Ontology annotation, molecular function: ubiquitin protein ligase activity. The record is from RefSeq and is a predicted model, not a curated record. NCBI's taxonomy places the organism in Eukaryota, Metazoa, Arthropoda, Malacostraca, Decapoda, Palaemonidae. The coding region runs from base 119 to 1744 and encodes 541 amino acids. Gene Ontology annotation, biological process: protein ubiquitination. The transcript is spliced from 4 exons.